AAAACUCCAAAAUUUUCAGUCCUUGUUUUACCUUCUCUGUGAAGGCACUGAAACGCACGCAGCACUAAGAAAGAAAAAAAACCUCUCCUUUUCUAUAAAUUCCUGUGGGAAGAAUCAUACCUUCCCCUUUCUCUUUCUCUUUUUUUUCCUAACAUUUGUUUGGCCUUCUCUUCUGUCAUUAUUCUUGAAUCUUUGCAAGGCCAACAAGACCAGAAUAUAGAAAGAAAAAAAAGCCAUAAAAUGGAACAAGAAAAGGCACUUUGUGUUAGAUACCUAGCGGCAUUCCUUCUUGUGUUCUUCACCAUGGCCUCAUGCGGCUCAGGUGUUGGAGUUAACUGGGGAACCAUGGCAACUCAUAAGCUUCCCCCAAAUAAGGUGGUCAAGAUGCUUCAAGAAAACCGUAUCGAUAAACUGAAGCUGUUUGAUGCUGAAGAGUGGAUUAUGGCAGCACUGAUGGGGACUGAUAUUGAAGUGAUGCUGGCAAUACCCAAUAACAUGUUGGAGGAAAUGAGUAGGAAUCCUCAGGUUGCAGAUUCUUGGGUUUAUGAAAAUGUCACUGGUUACAUGUACCCUGGUGGACUAAAUAUCAAGUAUAUUGCUGUGGGAAAUGAACCUUUCCUUAAGGAAUAUAAUGGCGCCUAUCUACAGUCAACUCUGCCAGCUCUUAAGAACAUACAAACAGCACUCAAUAGUUGGGGCUUUGGUUCACAGAUUAAAGUCACUGUUCCCUUCAAUGCUGAUGUUUACUAUUCCCCUGACUCAAAUCAAGUGCCAUCAGCUGGUGACUUCAGGCCUGAAGUACGAGACCAAACCAUUGAAAUAGUCCAAUUCUUAUAUGCAAACAAUGCACCUUUCACAGUCAACAUCUACCCUUUCCUUAGUCUUUAUGGAAAUGAUCAUUUCCCUUUUGAUUUUGCAUUUUUUGAUGGGAGCAACAGGCCUCUUAUAGACGGUAAUUCGGCUUAUACCAAUGUGUUUGAUGCAAAUUUGGAUACCCUUCUCUGGGCCUUAGAGAAGUCAGGGUAUCCAGAUAUUGAAGUUAUAGUUGGAGAAGUUGGAUGGCCAACUGAUGGUGACAAAAAUGCUAAUGUCCAGAAUGCAAAAAGGUUCAACAUGGGUUUGCUUAAGCAUGCUUUGAGUGGAAACGGUACCCCUAAAAGAAAAGGCAUAAUUGACAUUUAUCUAUUCAGUCUGGUUGAUGAGAAUGCUAAAAGUAUUGCUCCUGGCAACUUUGAGAGGCACUGGGGGAUUUUUGAGUUUGAUGGCAAGCCAAAGUAUGAAUUGGACUUAAGAGGACUUGAAGAGAAUAACGGUUUGGUCCCUGUGGAGGGUAUAAGGUACAUGGAAAAGCAAUGGUGUAUCUUGGAUUCAAAUGUUAAGGACCUGCAUAACUUAGCUGAGAGUAUUGACUAUGCUUGUAGCAAAUCAGAUUGCACUGCUUUGGGCUAUGGUUCUUCUUGUAACAGUCUAAGUCUCCAAGGGAAUGCUUCUUAUGCCUUUAAUAUGUAUUAUCAAGUAAAUAACCAAAAGGAUUGGGAUUGUGAUUUCUCUGGCUUGGCUACAGUAACAGAUGAGGAUCCAUCUGAAAAGGGUUGUCAAUUCCCGAUAAUGAUCUCUUAUGGCUCUUCUUUACUACAGCAGGAAAGGCUAACAAACAUUCUGAAGAAAGCUUUGGGUAUAUAUAUAUUUGUAAUUUUACUAUAGUUUACUGAUUAAAGAAGCUAUGGAGCACUUAAAGAAUGUGCCCCUUCCAUUUUUUUUCUUCA
This is a messenger RNA of Glycine soja, 1766 nucleotides long. RefSeq names its product glucan endo-1,3-beta-glucosidase 8-like. Gene Ontology annotation, cellular component: plasma membrane. The record is from RefSeq and is a predicted model, not a curated record. The transcript is spliced from 2 exons. Gene Ontology annotation, biological process: carbohydrate metabolic process. Lineage: Eukaryota; Viridiplantae; Streptophyta; Magnoliopsida; Fabales; Fabaceae. The coding region runs from base 241 to 1704 and encodes 487 amino acids. Gene Ontology annotation, molecular function: hydrolase activity, hydrolyzing O-glycosyl compounds.